UCAGUACACACCCAUAGUAACACAAACAUCAGCAUCCUGUCAGAGCAGAAACGAUGAAGCAGUCGAGAAAUUAGACACACGUCAAAACAUCUGACAGAAAUCAACCGCACAUGUUUAUUUGCCUUGAUUUAUGAGCAACAAUGCAAUCGGACGACGCCAGAUAUUUAAAACGGAAAUAUAAGGGUGGCAGUUUAGAUGUCCAUCCCACAGAAAAAGCCCUUGUUGUCCAGUAUGAAGUGGAAGCUACGAUCCUGGGGGAGAUGGGAGACCCAAUGCUAGGAGAGCGCAAGGAGUGCCAGAAGAUAAUCCGUCUGAAAAGCCUGACUUCCAACACGGACAUUGCGUCUUUGGCACGGAAGGUAGUGGAGGAGUGUAGACUCAUUUCCCCUUCCAGACUUCCUGAGGUGGAACAGUUAUUGUUCUACCUGCAGAACCGCAAGAAAUCUGCUGAAAAGAAAGAGAAGAAACAGAUCAAGCCAAGAGACCUGACUCCUUUUGAAGGCAUGGAGCUUGAUGAGGAGGCCAAUAUUAAUAGCAUAGAUGACUAUAUUGAGCUCUUGUAUGAGGACAUCCCUGAGAAGAUCAGAGGAGCUACACUCAUCCUCCAUUUGGCCCGUAACCCUGACAAUCUGGAGGAGUUGCUGCAGAACGAGACAGCUCUGGGCGCGCUGGCCCGGGUCCUGAGGGAAGACUGGAAGCAGAGUGUCGAUUUGGCAACCACCAUCAUCUACGUCUUCUUCUGCUUCUCCAGUUUCUCCCAGUUCCAUGGCCUGAUCACUCACUACAAGAUCGGAGUGCUGUGCAUGAGCAUAAUUGAGCAUGAGCUGAAGCGCUAUGACCUAUGGCAGGACGAACUGCUGAAGAAAAAGAAGGCCGGGGACGAUGACCCAGACAAUCAGAACCUGAAGAAGGAGUACGAGAAAGCCCUGAAGAAGUACCAUGGACUGCUGACCAAACAGGAACAGCUUUUGAGAGUUGCUCUGUACCUGCUGCUGAAUCUGUCUGAGGACACCCGCACAGAGCUGAAGAUGAGGAACAAGAACAUUGUCCACCUUCUGGUGAAAACGCUGGACAGAGACAGUGAGGAGCUCCUGGUGCUGGUGGUGUCCUUCCUCAAGAAACUCAGUAUCUUCUUAGAAAAUAAGAAUGACAUGGCUGAGAUAGAUACAGUAGAGAAGCUGGUGAAACUGGUGCCCUGUGAACAUGAAGAUCUCCUGAACGUCACUCUUCGCCUCCUCCUUAAUCUGUCCUUUGACACGGGCCUCCGCAGCAAGAUGGUGCAGGCCGACCUUCUGUCCAAACUCACCUCACUGCUAGGAGACGAAGCGCAGAGACAGAUCGCCAUGUGCAUUCUGUACCACAUCAGCAUGGAUGACCGUUUCAAGUCUAUGUUUGCCUACACGGACUGCAUUCCACAGGUAAUGAAGAUGUUGUUUGAUUGUGGUGAGGAGAGGAUUGACGCUGAGCUCAUUUCCUUCUGCAUCAACCUGGCUGCCAACAAGAGGAAUGCCCAGAUCAUGUGUGAAGGCAAUGGCCUGAAGAUGCUAAUGAAGAGAGCACUGAAGCUAAAAGAUCCUCUGAUGAUGAAGAUGAUCCGAAAUAUAUCUCAGCAUGAUGGACCUUCUAAAAAUCUUUUCAUUGACUAUGUUGGAGACCUAGCGGCUCAGAUCGGACUAAAGGAAGAGGAAGAGUUUGUCAUUGAGUGCUUGGGAACUCUUUCCAAUCUUACCAUUCCUGAUCUUGACUGGGAACUUGUGCUGAAGGAGUACAACCUGGUGCCUUAUCUCAAAGACCACCUCAAACCAGGCUCUGCAGAAGAUGACCUCAUUCUGGAGGUGGUGAUCAUGAUUGGCACUGUCUCCAUGGAUGAUUCCUGUGCCGUAAUGUUGGCCAAAUCGGGCAUCAUUCCUGCUCUAAUAGAGCUGCUGAACGCCCAGCAAGAAGAUGAUGAGUUUGUCUGUCAGAUUGUGUACGUUUUUUACCAAAUGGUGUUUCACCAGGCCACCCGAGAUGUCAUCAUAAAAGAAACGCAGGCUCCAGCAUAUCUCAUUGACCUGAUGCACGACAAAAAUGCAGAAAUACGCAAAGUGUGUGACAAUACAUUGGACAUCAUUGCUGAAUAUGAUGUGGAAUGGGGUAAGAAGAUCCAGAGUGAAAAGUUUCGCUGGCAUAACUCUCAGUGGCUGGAGAUGGUGGAGAACCGACAGAUGGAUGAGGCAGAGCCUUUCAUGUAUGGAGACGAUGGAGAACCUUUUCUCCAAAAUGGUGACAUCCUGGAACGGCCAGACCUCUUCUACAGCUCAGAUGGAAUAAUCCCAGUAGAUGGUGCCAUUAGUCCAGAGUUCUUCACAGACUUCCAGAAUGGAGACCUGUUAGGACCACAUGGUUUCCCCAGCAGUUCUUUGACUGACGGGUACGGACAGACAGGUGUGACUCCAGCGCGUCCUGCCACGGCUUACGGCUUUCGGCCUGAUGAGCCGUUUUAUUACGGUUACACGACAUCACGGUAGGAGAGUGUCAGGAAAGACCUAAAAGCUAUGAAAACCAAUUAAAUGGAUCUCAGAAGAUGCUAGUUAGGUCUCUUUUUUCCAUUUCAAAUGAAAGCAGCACUACUGAUUUUCUUCAUCAUCCAUAUCAUUAUCAGUAAUAUGUGGAUAUUUAUUCCAUUCCAUGUGAAUCUCAGUCUGAAUGUGUUUUAAGCUGAAUGUUCUCAAUGAAGCUAUGAUUUGCAGCCCUCACUUUGAGCUAGAUCAUGUAGUUUUAACAUACUUUAGCCUACUGUGUAUUGCUUGUCAACACUGAAGAAUCUAAUGGCACCACAUUGCCUUUUCUGUGCAAUAUAACAAAAGUAGGAUUUAGUUGCAUGCUGUUUCAGUGAUGUAGGUGAGUUAAUUUAUGAGUGUUGAAAACACCAUCUAUUUAUACAUUAAAGCAAAUCUGUCCAUUUAAUGCAUGACAGUUGUUCAGAUUUAGGUUUCUGGAAGCAAAAUAUUGUGUAGCUGUAGCUGCUACUCGUGUUUAUAUUAUAGGAUUUCCUUCAGUUUUGCAUAUGUUGCUUACAUAAAGCAACUGAUAUAAGGGUCAUUUUAAUGAUAGUGGUGCCCCUCUGUGGACUCGCAUGUGAAAUUAUGUAUUUUGUUCAAAUACAUUUCAUGACAACACAACACAGUGCCCAUGGGAACAAUAAUGUCACUUUACCGUCUUAAUAUCUUGAUUGUGCUAAACAAUGUUGCCUGUUUCUUUGCUUUUGAUACCAUAGUACUAAUUUUACAACACAUCUUGGCUUUAUAUGGUGCUCUGCUGACAACUUCAUAUGUAUUUUGUAAUGUAGCCUACUCAAGUGUUCUUUUGAAAUAAUACGUGCGUAAAUAAUAUGUGCGUUUUCGUAUUUAUGAAACUCAAUUUCAUUGGUGCCUGGGAAUUGUCUUACUGUUUUAUAUAAAAUGCCUUUUUGUUUAAUGUGGUGCAAUAUGAAAUGCAUAAAUUGAUGUGCAAAAGCUUUCCUUGUGUACGUUACUUUGAUAGAAAUCUUUUGCAUAUUUAGUUGGGUUUUAGCACAGCAGAAACUCCGCAAAUGCUCGCCUCGUUUACUUUCACUUGAUUGCAGUGAAAUGCCAUGCAUCUCAUUUAUUCUCAAUCAUUCACUCCCAUCAUUCAGACAUUCCUUAAAAGGGCGGUUAUGCAUAUUUAAAGAUGUAUUGAUGGACUGUCUUAUUGUUUAUGUGGAUCUUGUAUAGGGAGCCAAAUGCCUGGAGCAGAAUCUGUAGUGAUUGUCUCCAUGUAACACAGAUCUCAGUGGUUCUGCAGUAUGUCCCUGCAGUGCACAUGCGGCAAAUGUACUUGUACUUGUCACUCAACGUUUGUUCAUAACAACAAAAGGCACCUCGCUGUAGAUAUGUCACAGAGCCAGAUUCCAUGGAAAUCAAACCUGUCAGACUUGCGUUAUGGCAGACUUUGACACAGCUUGGCAUUUUGGGGAAAUGUACAAGAUCCUUAUUGUUGAAACUUUCUUCGUGUUGUGAUUGUAUCAUCUGAAGGUUGAAAACUGCCUUGCCGAAAUUGUAACAAUGGCAUGUUUCUUCCUGAAGGAUUCCUCAUAAAGAUUCACAAAGGACACUCAUUUCCAAACUCAAUAUUUAUGCUACACUGUAAAAAAAAAUCCGUAAAAUUUACGGUAAA
Molecule: messenger RNA, 4179 nt
Organism: Sinocyclocheilus anshuiensis
Lineage: Eukaryota; Metazoa; Chordata; Actinopteri; Cypriniformes; Cyprinidae
Product: kinesin-associated protein 3-like
Exons: 20
Coding region: 141-2510 (789 amino acids)
Biological process (GO): microtubule-based movement; cilium organization
Cellular component (GO): axoneme; kinesin II complex; ciliary transition zone
Molecular function (GO): kinesin binding
Source: RefSeq, a predicted model, not a curated record